AUGUCGUUCUCGCACUUGACAAGCGCGCGGCCGUCGAACGCGGCGUCAGACGACGCGCCCGUGACGCCGACGUCGGCGUUCGAGCUGGCAAGCAUCGGCCCCGGUUCGUACCUACCGCUGGCCAAUUGGCCUGGGAAGCAGUCGCCCGACCGACGACCCGUGACAUCGUUCGGUACGAGCGCGGAGCCCGAGGCGCCCCGCCAUGCGCGCUUGGACCGGGACCCGAAUGCACUCACCGCCGACAGCUACAUUAUGCGAGAACACCGCGAACUCGUGUCGCGGAGCAACGGCAAAACCGGGCGCACAAAGAAGCGACACGAGAGCCCUGGUGCAGUCUCAGCAGAAGCCCCGGUCGCCCGGCCGUACUGGAGACGUACACAUUGCGAGUGCCCCGGUCACUCGGGGAGAAGCUGCGAAAAGAGCGCGAGCUAA
Molecule: messenger RNA, 432 nt
Organism: Saprolegnia parasitica CBS 223.65
Lineage: Eukaryota; Oomycota; Saprolegniomycetes; Saprolegniales; Saprolegniaceae
Exons: 3
Coding region: 1-432 (143 amino acids)
Source: RefSeq, a predicted model, not a curated record